AUGCCCAUUAAAUUAUUUUAAAGAACCUUAAAGAAAUUAAGAAAAUGGAACCUGUUUAAAAUGUUCACCUCUUUGUUCUUAUUGCCAAACCAGAAACAUAGCUGA
Messenger RNA from Paramecium sonneborni, 105 nucleotides. Lineage: Eukaryota; Ciliophora; Oligohymenophorea; Peniculida; Parameciidae. The record is from the annotation of a GenBank genome assembly.